Diabrotica virgifera virgifera (western corn rootworm) is the source of this 568-nucleotide messenger RNA. Its product is annotated as ejaculatory bulb-specific protein 3-like. NCBI's taxonomy places the organism in Eukaryota, Metazoa, Arthropoda, Insecta, Coleoptera, Chrysomelidae. Bases 62 to 466 code for a protein of 134 amino acids. The transcript has 2 exons. The record is from RefSeq and is a predicted model, not a curated record.
UCCAGAUAAAUUCACAUUAAGUCUUGGCUUGAAAGCACACAAGCAGAGGACAAAAAUUAAAAUGAGUUGGUAUUUAUCUACAUAUCUUAUAGUGACUUUAGUAGUGGUGGUGUUUGGUGCUCCAAAGACAUUUGAAGAAAAUGUAAAAGCCCUACGAAAAAUUAAUUUAAACGAUGUACUCAAGAAUGACAGAAUUGUUAGAAGUUACAUUGAUUGCGUCAAAGGUACCAAACCUUGUACUCCAGAGGGCCUGGCAAUGAAAGAAAGCUGGAAAGAAGGACUCGACAAAACUUGCGACAAAUGUGAAGAAGAAGAUAAAAUUAAAGUUAAAAAAGUAGUAAAGUACAUUUACUUAAACCGCCGUGAUUGGUACGAUGAACUUGCCAGUACCUUUGAUAAAGAUAAGAAAUACCAAACCAAAUACCAAGAAUAUAUUGACCAACUUCUUGCUGAUCCCGCUAUUUAAGAAAUCGUCAAGACUAAUACCAUAUUGCAUAAUUGAAUUUUGUUUUUAGAUAUAGUUGUGGAGAAUAAUUUUAGAUGUAUACAAUAAAUACAAAUAAAUUUA